UCCCCCCGGCCCGUAGAGCUACGGCUUGGGGAGAACAAAAGGCAGGAGCGGGAGGAGGCGCGGGGAGGCGGGCAGGCGGCCACGGGGGGGGAUAAAAGGCUCAACGGGGAACCCCCCCCCCUUUCUCCCUUUACCCCAUGUCCGAUCCCGCUCCGCCGCCCGGCAUGGCCCGUCCGCCGCUGCCCGCCGCCGCGCUGCUGGCCGCCGCUCUGCUGCACUGCGCGCCCGCCGCGCCCGCCCGCCGCCACAAGCCGGACGUGUCCCGAAAGCAUCACACCUGGAAGGAGCAGAGUCCUUGGCUGUCUUCCUUGGUGAACACUGUGGGGACCGGUGUGCCUAUGAAGGGCUUCCCUGUGAAUGCAGAUGAGCCAGCGGUGCGCUGGAACCCGCCCCGGUGUGGCGUUCCAGACCUCCCGGUGCUGCCGGACGGACAGAACGGGCGGAACCGGCAGAAGCGAUUUGUCCUCUCUGGUGGGCGCUGGGACAAGACUGAUCUCACCUACAAAAUCAUCAGGUUCCCGUGGCAACUUGUGAAGUCUAAAGUGAGGAGGACCAUUGAGGAAGCUUUGAAAGUGUGGAGUGACGUGACACCGCUGACCUUCACUGAGGUGCAGGAGGGACGGGCUGACAUCGUCAUCGAUUUCACAAGGUACUGGCAUGGAGACAACCUACCUUUUGACGGGCCCGGAGGGAUCCUGGCACAUGCGUUCUUCCCCAAGACACACCGGGAGGGAGAUGUCCAUUUUGACUAUGACGAGACCUGGACGAUUGGGAACAACCUGGGCACUGACCUCCUGCAAGUGGCUGCUCACGAGUUUGGCCAUGUCCUGGGCCUGCAGCACACAGCUGUCUCCAAGUCACUCAUGUCUCCUUUCUACAUCUUCCGCUACCCGCUGAGCCUGAGUGAGGAUGACAAGCAAGGUAUCCAGUACCUCUAUGGGAAACCCAAACUGGAUCCUGCCCCAACCCCAACUGAGCCAGCAGAGCUGCCCCAGGCAGGCCUUGAAACCAAUGAGAUCACCAAUGUAGAGGCAGUGCAGCCCGACGCCUGCGACACAGCUUUUGAUGCCGUGUCUACCAUCCGAGGGGAGCUCUUCUUCUUCAAGUCCCGCUACGUGUGGCGGCUUCGAGCAGGAAAGCUGCAGGACGGCUACCCAGCUCUGGCCUCCCGCCACUGGCAGGGCAUCCCCAGCUCUGUCGAUGCCACCUUUGAGGACCCUCUGGGCAAUAUCUGGUUUUUCCAAGAUUCUCAGUACUGGAUAUAUGAUGGUGAGAGACGGGUAUCUGGUCCCACUCCAAUUGUGGAGCUGGGCCUCCCUGCAUCCCCUGUACAGGCAGCUCUGGUGUGGGGGGCUGAGAAGAACAAGAUCUACAUCUUCGGUGGAGGCAACUACUGGCGCUUCCACCCUCACACACGCCAGGUGGACAACAUCUACCCUCGGACCAUGGCUGACUGGCGCGGUGUCCCUCAGGAGAUCGACGCAGCUUUUCAGGAUGAGUUUGGUUUUGCCUAUUUCCUGAGAGGCCGAGAUUACUGGAAGUUUGAUCCAGUGCAGGUGAAGGUGCUGGAGGGCUACCCACGGCAGAUCAGCCAGGACUUCUUCAGCUGUGUGCCUUCCUCCAACUCCUUCAGAUGAGGGGGAUGCCUGUCCUCCACACUCCCCUUUCAUCACCCUUACACCAGCAGCCACAAAGAGGGUUCCCUCUGCCAUUACUGACUUCCUUCCAGGCACAGCAUCUGACACAACAGGUCUCUGUCACAAGUGACAAAGUUUGCCCCUCUCCAGUUCCAGCAGCCCCAGCUUCAGUUGCUAUCAAUGUAAAAGCAUUUGCCAUGUUAUUUGCAGGCAAGAGCGGCCACUAAAUCCUUAAUGUGGCCAUGCUCUUCUAGCAAUAGCAUCCCAAAAGUCAUCAAGCUAGCCUGGAACAGGAUUAUACUCUCCUAACCAACCUGGACCCCACCCUGCAGAACCGAUCAGUCGGCAUUUCCUAUGUUUACACAGCUCAUAACAGCAGCCCUUUGCUGCUCCAGGCACGGGCCGGGAGGGAGGAGGGCUUCCACCGAGGCGCUCCCUUGGCAGCAGGCGGGGACUUUGACGGACACUGACUGCACCUGCGGAGGAGCGCAGACGUGCGGCUGCUGCCAGGGUCACUUCCCCGGGACUGCAGCGGAGACCGACAGACCCUGCCGCAGCCCUGCUCCUGGUUUUGUGUUGUAUGACUAGUACGCGUUAGGGUUUUAUACGGAUUUGUAUAUAGACAA
Molecule: messenger RNA, 2263 nt
Organism: Pezoporus occidentalis (night parrot)
Lineage: Eukaryota; Metazoa; Chordata; Aves; Psittaciformes; Psittacidae
Gene: MMP11
Product: matrix metallopeptidase 11
Exons: 8
Coding region: 138-1637 (499 amino acids)
Biological process (GO): collagen catabolic process; extracellular matrix organization; proteolysis
Cellular component (GO): extracellular matrix
Molecular function (GO): zinc ion binding; metalloendopeptidase activity
Source: RefSeq, a predicted model, not a curated record